Messenger RNA from Psylliodes chrysocephalus, 909 nucleotides. The record is from the annotation of a GenBank genome assembly. NCBI's taxonomy places the organism in Eukaryota, Metazoa, Arthropoda, Insecta, Coleoptera, Chrysomelidae.
AUGGCCUUUACUGUAAUUGAAACUUUAGGAAUGAUAAAUAAACAUUGUACAGAACUGGAAAAACUAAUUGCAGACGUCCCAAAUACGCAUAAGGGAAUAAAAGAAGUGGUGGCGAGACUCAGCAGGCAAAAGGAAGUGCUGAACCAGCAGUCAAUAAAGAAAUGGUUGGAAGACAAUAGCUACGAACAAAUUGAAAAACUUUCCUUUGAUGUGGAUGUACAAACAGAAAAGAGGAAAACUGCUGAAGUAGAAACCCAAACACCAUGGAACCUUAUAGAAUGUGACUCUAUAAGUACCAUAGAGGGAAUAGACAAUCUUGAAAAGUGGAACACGGUUCAGGACAAAACAUGGGACGCUAAGAUAUUCAAAAACACCGAUAUUGUAGUGGAAAAUCCUCUAAACACAAAUGAAGAGGAGCUAGCUAAGAAAUUGAAAAAAAAAAAAAACUCGAACAUCUUUAACAGAAUAUCAGUAAAAACAUGGUUGGAUAAAAAUAGGAUGGAAUCAGUGCCAAAGGCACCAUACGACGUCGACGUCCAAACUGACUGGAAGGAACACGCAACAAAGAUGAGUACGCAGACGGACCCACAAGCAUAUAAAGCAGAAGUAGAAACACGUGAAAUAGGGAUACAGGUGGAGAUAAACGAAGAGUUUCUAAAUGAAUUAAAGGCUAUGGAGGAGGCUAGGACGGUACAGGAAAUAAGAGAGGAAAUCACAAAACCAUACGAAGAGAAAUUGUUCCAGACCCUAGCAGAGCAAGCCUUCCAAAAUACAAGGGUCAUCAGCGGGAACCCCCUAGGAUCGGGGGGAGACCUCGCCAUCUAUACGGAGGACCACAAAAUGGAAAAGGGUUUACCCAGAAAAUUCAGACAGAUUUCCCGAACUCGGGGAGUUAUCAGGAACAAGUGA